UUUUCGUGUCAGUAGACAGAUUUAACCCUCUCCUCAGAUGCACACUGCUGUCUCUUUUUCUCUUUCUUUUUCUUUGACUUCUCCUGCUCUCACUCCUUCAGUUCUUUAUGUGUUCAUUCUUUGCAGCUUUUUUCCCUCUUUAUGGCACUAGAAACUCUCCUGUAGAAGAAUUUAUGUAACCUCAACAGGACAGAGACCUUAAACACACACAAACGCUGAGGAAGCCACAACAGAAACACGUCCAACAACAAAGUUUUGAACAGCGGGACCAACUUCAAAAGUCUGAGGAUUACUGGGAGAGUAGAAGGAGCGUCAGGUUGAAAGAGCGGGACCAUGCCGGACUGUCAGAUCCGGAUUGGGUUUGUGCCGGUUGUGCUGGUCUAUUUCUUUCUGCUGUUGGCAUCUGGUUCAGGGAAUGCACGCAUGAUCAGGAAGAGGGGACUCAACCAAAAGGACUACGAGUACCCCAACCAUCCCCAGACCACUCAGCACCAGAAGAAUGACCGCUGUCCUCCGCCACCCCAGAUGCUGCCCGAGCGGGCAUGUGAGGUGUCGGGUUGCCGCUCUGAUUCUGAGUGUGAGAGACACAAACGGUGCUGUUACAACGGCUGCAUCUACGCCUGCCUGGAGUCAGUACAACCUCCACCCGUGCUGGACUGGUUGGUGCAGCCCAAGCCGCGGUGGUUAGGAGGGAACGGCUGGCUGUUAGAUGGACCAGAGGAGGUUCUGCAGGCUGAGGCCUGCAGCACCACCGAGGAUGGAGAUGAGCCUUUACUCUGUCCAACUGGUUACGAGUGCCACAUCAUCAACCCAGGAAACCCCUCUGCUGGGAUCCCAAACCGAGGCCAGUGCAUUAAACAGCGUGGAAACUCAGAUGGACGUAGCCUGAGACACAAGUCUUCCAAAGAUUAUUUUUCCAAGGAUUUUUUAGGAAGUAACCCCAACAAUGCAGUGAGCUAUGAGAAACAACAGCACAAGCACUUGGGCUAAGACAGGUGACUGAAUGUGGGUUCCAUUUUAGAGGACUGUAGUAACCAGUAACCACUGACCCUUAUUCCUGAACCCCACCCUUCAAAUCCAUCGUAACUGGACAAGCCUUUCUCUUUAGCUUAAACCAGAGAUCGGCUCAUAUCUGGUGCUAUUUAUCUUGGGUGCUUAAUGUGGAGACAGAAAUGGAAAGCUAAAAUUUCCUACCUCUUACAAAAGCCAAAAAACAGACCACAGAAAGUAUCAAAGAGCUCAUACAAUACUAUCUAAUGUCUUAUAUGCAUACUUUGGGUAAAAAGCACAUUUCCUCAGAAUUAACUGUAUUUGAGAGUUUUAAGAAUGAUACUUUGUGUGUUUUUUAUGCUGCUGAGUCUGAACUCUUGUUUGGUUUUUUCUUUCAAUUGAUACACCAAAAACAGCUGGUUAAUAUGUUCUCAGUUACUAUAAACUCUUAGGGGGAAAAAAUUCAAUAGGUUGACUCAAUUUUAAAGAACAUGUGAAGAAGGUGCUAUAAAUAGAAAAAAAUUACCAAAUGAUUGCCUAAUACUUUCAUGUUUACAGGUUAUUUCAGUUUUUUUUUUUUGUAGUAAUAUAGUAUAUUUACGAGCUGUUUAAUUAAUAAUUAAUUAAUAUAAUUAUAAUCAUAUAAUUAAUUAAAUAAUUAAAACCAAAUUAAUUAAUUAAAACUAAAACCAUAAAAUGAUCCCAUAAUAGGAACCCCUUAUGGAUUCUAUAUGAAGUGCCUGACAGAACCUUUUAAGGUUCUAUAUAGAAUCAUUUCUUCUAAUAGUGAUGUGGAUUUAAUGGUACAAAAAUACUCCACAAAGAUCAUACCACACAAUUAUUUUAAAAAAAUAUAUAUGUUUCUUCUUUUACGUUUUUUUUUCUUCUUCAAAAAAUCAUGUUUAGGUGAUUGCCUCAACAGCUCACCAUAACCAACAGUUAAAUUCCAGCUUUGCUCCAUCACUGCAAAAUAUUUGUUUUUCAUGUGGUGCUUGAACUGUGGUUGUUGUUUACUGAGCCUGUGACUGAUUGUGCAGAUCUGUGUUUUCUCCACUACUCUCUGAUAAGCUAUACAAGUCUGACAAGUGGGACAAACCACAAUACAGCCUUUAAUAAAUCAAAACAUUUGAAACUGGUGCUGCAUAUUACUGCUUUGUUAUUCCAAAUAAAACAGUU
Ctenopharyngodon idella (grass carp) is the source of this 2166-nucleotide messenger RNA. RefSeq names its product WAP four-disulfide core domain 1 (gene wfdc1). Gene Ontology annotation, cellular component: extracellular region. Gene Ontology annotation, molecular function: peptidase inhibitor activity. The record is from RefSeq and is a predicted model, not a curated record. The transcript is spliced from 7 exons. NCBI's taxonomy places the organism in Eukaryota, Metazoa, Chordata, Actinopteri, Cypriniformes, Xenocyprididae. Bases 334 to 990 code for a protein of 218 amino acids. Gene Ontology annotation, biological process: regulation of cell growth.